UCCGGGACACACAGUGGGGUAGAUUGCCACUAGUUCUAAUAAUUUGCUCUGUGAUUGUUGACUGUAAAGAAGAACGAUGGAAACCUAUAACACAUUUUGUUUCGUUCUGCUCGUUUAUUACGCUUGCUGCAAUGAGAUCUACAGAUUUGGCGCUGAUAUCAAUAACCUAGCUAUUGGGAAAAAUAAAGUUUACGUUGCCACCGAGAGCCACCUUUACCAGCUGAACCAUGAUUUGAAGUUGGAAAUAAAAAACGAAGUCUUUGCCAACAGUAGUUGUACCGGCAGUAAAUCAAACUGGAUCAAACUCUUGGUGGUAUACGAAGACAACAACACAUUAAUUCAGUGUGGCACAAGAAAUAAUGGGGCUUGCGAAGUGAGACGUCUGAAUAAUAUUUCAGACAUCAUACUUUCAGAUGAGGUACCCGUUGUUCCUGUCUACUUUGGUUCAGCUGUAGGUUUCUUAUUCAAGGCUGAAACUAAUAUAUAUUUGGCUGUUGCCGCGUUUAGAAAAAAUCUUCCGCCGAAUUGUAGAGAUGAUGAUCUACUGCCAAUAACUGUGAGGGACGUUGUUGGUUCAGACAUUUUUCUAGAACACCAAGCCCCUCAUAAACCCUUUAUUGGAGUGUGGGAAGACAAACGCCUGCACACUGUACACUUUGUGGACGGUUUUCAGUGGUUACAGAGGAUUUAUUUAUUUUUAAAUUUCAAUGAUACCUCAGAAAGAGCGAGAAUAAUUAUAAUGGAAACUAAACACAAGAAAGUGGACAUUCUUAACUCUUUUACUGCUGUGACCCUGUUGUGCUGCAACGAUAAAGCCCGGCCAGAGCUGCUUUCCUCUUCUUUAAUACAGCUGUCCGGAGACAGCGCGCUCUGGGCGGGGAUUUUCACAGCUGUAAAGUCGGGUGGACCUGAUACUACAGCACUGGGUGUGUUAAACCUGUCGGAUGCCCGAUUUCAGAAAAGCGAGGCCAAGGAUGAUGACUUCUGCGCUUUAGACUGUCGUGAGCGACCGCCCUCCACAAGCCAUAAAACUAUUCCAAUUAAAGCAGCGCUGGUCCAUUCUAAGAUGACAUCCUUAGCAACAGUUGCUAUCCACAACUGGGUGGUGGUGUUCAUCGGGACUGGGGACGGGCAGCUGCUAAAGAUUGUUAUGGACCAGAAUCAGAAAUUGAGUUGUCCAGAAAUCCUGUAUGAAUCCCCAGCAGAAAAGGCUGUGUUUUUUAAAAUGUUACUGGACCCUGUGGAUCAAGAGCACAUAUACAUGGCUUCUGGAAACGAGCUCACCAGAAUAAAAGUAGCAAACUGUAGGACAUUGGACUCCUGGAAAACGUGUUGGUCGGCACAGGAUCCCUUGUGUGGAUGGUGUGCUCAUGAGAACAGAUGCACCCUGGCGAAUGAAUGCUCAAGACCAGACUCGAUUUGGGUUACCAUAGCAGAGGGGUCUAUUCAAAACCCCAAACAGAUAUUUUCCUAUAGAUUGAUGGACAGCUCUUCUGAUAAUAAACAGGAUAUUCAUUUGACGGCACAAGUAUAUGUAAAUAACUCAAGAGACCAUUCCUUCACUUGUCAGCUAACAGCUGAAAAUAAACAUCUUUGUGAAAAACACAACACAACGUUUCCAGAUUGUUCCUGCAGUUUCCCAAAAGACAAACUUAGUGCUGAAGGCCUCAAAGUUAGUGUGACAUUUACCAUUGGCACAUUUACGUUCAGUGAAACAGUGACUCUACCUAAUUGUUCUAAAAUUGGAAGCACCCCCACUAAAGUUCCUUGUUCAGAUUGUGUUUCAGCUGGCUGCUCCUGGUCUGUAAAAGACCAUACAUGCUCUACAUCAUCCAAUCCUCAGAUUGUGAGCCCUGGACAGAAUUCGUGUCCUACGCUAAUCAGGAUAAGCUUUGACAACUCCAGUAGAGAAAUUCUUGUAAAAUCUGAAAAUACAGAGGCUUUAAAGAACAGUGACCUUGUAUGUAGAUUUGGUGAACAUGAAACUGUAAAACCAAAGCAGGAGAGUGGAACUUUCAGAUGCUCUGGAAACAAAUUGCAUUUUUCAGAAUUGAUUAUUCCUGUGGACAUUGCCUAUGAUAAAGGUGGAAUUGUUGACAACCCUAACCAACUCUCAAUUUUCAGCUGUUUCCUUAAUGCAUCUGGAUGCAGUCCGGAUAAACAAUUGGGGCCGGUUAUUGACUCAAUAGAGCCAAAUGAAGUGUCAACACUUGGAAAAACCAAUGUAAUCAUUAAAGGGAAAAACUUUUUCAGAGGAACAACACCAUUUAAAGUACUAGUAAAAGGAAAUUCUGACUGCAAACCACAAGAAGCACAAAUAUUGAGCUCAACAGAAACAGAAAUAAGGAUCUCCCUGCCAAAGGCAAACAAGGAUGUCAGAAAAGUAUGUGUGGAACUGGGUGAUGGCAGAUGCUACGGAUCAGCUUUAGUAACAUAUCUCUCAUUACCGUCCUGUGAGAGCAUUUCCCCCAACGUUUCAUGGGCCAGUGGGAACAGAAGAAUCACCAUUUUUGGAACAAAAUUGCAUUUAGUCGACUCUGUAAAGACUGGGAAGCAUUCUGCUGAUCCUUUAAAUACGAUGAUGAACAGUUCCCAUAUUUCUUACAAUUCACCUCCAAAUGCUGGAAAGUCUACUAUUUCACUUGUGGUGGAUACAAAUGAGUUGGACUGUGGUCAUCUAAUUUACCACCCUGACCCAGAGUUUCUGGGUUUCUCAGCUAUUCCCGUGGGAAAUGUCUUACAGAUAACCAUAAAGAAAAAGAAGGAUACAUUGAAUAUUACAGAGGAUGAAUUAACUAUUCUGGCCAAAUCUAACAAUGAAUCUUGUCCAUGUAAUGGUAAUGUUAUUAAAGAAAAUGAUAAGUCUGGUGAUACUUCAAUUGUCUGCACUAUAGCUUGUAAACUGAGCACAUCCAAACUGACAUUGGAGAUCAAGCUGGGAAACUUUUCUACUGUUUUAGAACAGCCAUUUAAUUAUUUGUGGCUCUUAAUUAUCAUCCCAUUUUUCAUACUUUUUAUAGUUGUAGUCUCCAUCUACAUAAAUCAACGCAAUAAAAGAGUAAUGUCAAAGAAUUUAAGUGAACAGCUGGAGCUUCUGGAGAGCGACAUCCGGAACGAGAUACGUGAAGGCUUUGCUGAAUUACAAACGGAUCAGACUGAUUUAAUAGAAGGCUCUGGAACAAUCCCUUACUUGGACUAUAAGCAUUUUGCCAUGAGAACAUUUUUUCCUGAGGUUGGGCAUAAAUCCAGCCAUUUUGUUAAUGAAGUUGGUCAUCCUUUUCAAGAUUCACGAGAAGUCAAGCAAGAUGACUGCUCCAAAGCCUUGUCUGAACUUAUUUUAAACAAGCAGUUUCUUGUCACCUUGGUACAAUCAAUGGAAGAGCAAAAACAAUUCACCAUCAAAGACAGGUGCACCUUUGCCUCCUAUUUGACCAUUGCUCUGCAAAGUAACCUUGUAUACCUAACCAGUGUGAUGGAAGAAUUACUUAAUAACUUAAUGGACCAGUCCAGUAACGCACAACCAAAACUGAUGCUGAGACGUACUGAGUCAGUUGUUGAAAAACUGUUGACAAACUGGAUGUCCGUGUGCUUGUAUGGUUUUCUUAGGGAGUCAGUGGGAGAACCUUUGUUCUUGCUGGUGUCAGCCAUAACACAGCGGAACAACAAAGGUCCUGUAGAUGCCAUUCAUGAUAAAGCUCUUUACACCCUCAAUGAGGACUGGCUACUGUGGCAAGCUCGUGAUUUCAGUACUGUGAAACUUAAAGUUUCAUUACAAGGAAGUCCUGAAAGUGAGGGUGAGGCACACAUUUCUCUCGAUGUCAACGUUCUCGAUUGCGACACUAUUGGACAGGCCAAAGAGAAGAUUCUUCAAAGCUUUAAAACCAAAUUUGGCCAUUGCUAUCAGUUUCAGAUAAAUGAUAUUGAUAUCGAAUUUGAAAACAAUGGGAUUCAACAGAAACUUCAAGAAGUAGACAACAGUUCUAAAGUUCUGGAAAAUGGGGUAACAAUGCUGAACACUAUUGGGCAUUACAAGAUUCCUGAUGGAGCUUUAAUAAGGGUCACCAAGAAAAAACAGGAGAAUUUAUCUACUCAAGAAAGUAUAAAAGAUGAUGACAACUAUACAACCAAAUACUGCCAUUUGAUUGAAACAGAUUUACAAGAAGUUGAAGAUCAACAACAAAAUGGAAAGAAAAGAAAAAAGUUGAAGCUGAAAGAAGUCUACCUCACUAAACUGUUGUCAACAAAGGUUGCUAUUCACUCUUUUGUUGAAAAACUCUUCCAGACGAUAUGGGGAAUACCAAACAACAAAGUUCCAGUGGCCAUAAAGUACUUUUUUGAUUUUUUAGAUCUCCAGGCUAAAAAUAAAAUGAUCACUGACCCAGAUGUGUUGCACAUCUGGAAAACUAACAGCCUCCCCUUGCGUUUUUGGGUCAAUAUCCUGAAAAAUCCGCAGUUUGUUUUUGACAUGGAAAAGUCCCCCCACCUGGAUGCGUGCCUGUCAGUUAUAGCUCAGGCUUUCAUGGACUCAUUCUCCUUAUCAGACCAGCAGCUAGGGAAGUAUGCACCAACAAAUAAACUGCUGUAUGCCAAAGACAUACCACAGUACAAGACAGAGGUCAAAGCCUACUACAAGCACAUACAAGAUCUCCCUGAAUUCACCAAAAAAAACCUUAAUGACUUUCUGCUUGAAGAAUCAAAGAAGCAUGAAAAUGAAUUUAAUGAACAAGCAGCUAUGGCUGAAAUCUACAAGUUCAUUACAGCAUAUUUUGACGUGGUCCUGAUCAAGCUGGAACAAAAUGAUGCUUCAGGCAGCCUGAAACAACAGUUACUGAAGGUCAAGGGCUUGUUCUGUGAAAGGAAAUCGUGCAAGUGGGAAUAAUCUUCAGGAGUGGAAUUCUUACUGCAAGAAAGAGAAAUUACAUGAUUUAAAUAGAAUAAAAUAAUAUUUCAUUUACAGCAAAACUUUAGCAUAUUUAUAUUCAGGAACACAAAGCUAGGGCAGCACGCAGUGCUAAAAAUCUAACAGAAUUAAGAGGAACAGGCGGUUUCCAGGAGACCGCGUUAUUGAAAAACAUGUACCAGAGCAGUUCCCCAUACAUAAUACUUUUAAUAGGGUUGAUACCAGCUCAGAUAUUACUGUACAAGUCUAGAUGGUAAAUAUUCUUCUGUAGUCCUUUUAUAGGUGAUAGGUGUAAGCAAGCUGUAGUUACCUAAACUUAAAGCAUUUGGAUAGUUCUUUUAUUUAGCAUGUUGCGAUUCAGGAAGACAUCACAUAACAUUACUGCUGGCUUCCAGCUUUAAUGUAGCCUAGAUAUAAUCCUUCAAAUAGCAGUCGCAAGGCUACUUUGUAAUAUCAUUUUAAUCUUUGGGGCAAAGGUGUUUGUGCUCUACACAUUAUAUCUUUAAAGAUUUUAAAAACAGUAAUUAGGUCUGCGAAAAUAUUUUAUUGCUAUUCCAGGUAGUGGGACCGAACCAUUAGUGAUUUGUGCGAGUAUUAAAUUGUAGCCUGUGCUAUACUAAAAUCUGUUUGAUAAAUGUUUACGUACUUAUUACGGCACAACUGCCAAGUUUCUAUAGAUGCAUUGCGAUAGCAUGGUUUGGAUAAUAGGUACAUUUUUAGAUUCCUAGGGAUUGGAUGAGAGAGGUAGUCUACUGUAGAUACUGGUACAGAAUUGCGUUUCAGCUUCUUGCAUGUACUGUUGUGGAGGUUGUACAAUAUGUAAUUAUUUGUAUAAUAUGCAAAGUUACAAUAAUAAAUACUACAAUUUUAAA
This is a messenger RNA of Acipenser ruthenus (sterlet), 5772 nucleotides long. RefSeq names its product plexin-C1-like. Gene Ontology annotation, molecular function: protein binding; semaphorin receptor activity. The transcript is spliced from 34 exons. Gene Ontology annotation, cellular component: semaphorin receptor complex. The record is from RefSeq and is a predicted model, not a curated record. Lineage: Eukaryota; Metazoa; Chordata; Actinopteri; Acipenseriformes; Acipenseridae. Gene Ontology annotation, biological process: regulation of cell shape; semaphorin-plexin signaling pathway involved in axon guidance; negative regulation of cell adhesion. The coding region runs from base 77 to 4879 and encodes 1600 amino acids.